UUUGAAGAGGUCGAGGGCCCCAUUAAAAAAAUAGCAAAGUUUAAUACAUGUAUAUUUAGUGAGGAUUUUCUACAUCUAAACAUAAAAUAUCUUGGUAAAAGAUAGCCAUUGGGUAUCUUUAAAUAAAUGAUAAAAAGUAAAUGUAAUACAAGGUAUCAGUUUCAGGUACGUUACUUUUCAAAAUGAUGAAACUGGGAAUGUCUUUGUUGAUUACUCAGUUUGAAGUUAUGGCAGAAGUGUUUUAACCUUUACCUCUGAGCAGUACCACUUAUUAUUCAAAGGGGUGUUCACUGAAAAUCUGCUGACUGAUAAGCGAACAGGCUGAUAUUGUUCUUGCAUGCCGGACAGGAUUUUCCCGUGCUUUUCCGGUGCUAGAAAAACUAGAUGAUUCACGUGCUAUAAUUUAUGAAUGAAUGCGUAAAUUCAUACGCUACUAUAACAAAAUAGCGCCUUAAAGAAAAACCUUCGUUUUUCUUUAUAUCUUCUACAGCUCGGCAGGAGCCUCGUUACCGCCUAAACAGUUACCCUCGUGCCGAAUAUUCCCAUCUUUACCCGCAACCAGUGAAAGAUUCUUAUAGUUAAAGGUCAGUAAUUCAAAUCCUUCUUUGUUUCAUAUAAAAAACGACAACUUCAGGUCGUCUUUACGUAUCUUUAGAGAACAUCACUUUUUCCUACACCUAUUUUUCAUGGAAGUUCUAUCACAAAUUAACGAAAAAAUGAAAAGAAAAUAGGGGGUUAUGUAGUUCCUAGUGAAAUGCCAGUCAGUUGUGGUCUGCUACCCUAAAAAUGACGUAUAUUUGCUCUCGUCCGCGCAAUAAACACCUACUUCCGGUUUCGAUCUGCAAAACUUGCCAUGUGGGGUGUAUGAACAUGAAAACCGUCUCAUUUCAUGCAGAAUGUAUUCUAGUAGUGAAAAAUGGUGAUUAAAGCACUCGUUCUACACGAAUUUGCGCAAAAAAUGGGAAAAUUAGGAUCUAUUUAUUAUGGACUUCUUUUCGACCGAAUUACUGACCUUAUUCCUAUAGUCUGCACUGGCCUCAAUGGCAGAGCAUGCUUAAGGUUAACAAUCAUCGUAUAUAUACGUGUGAAUAUAAUUCCAACUAGACCCUUUUAUAUUUCAGAUAGUUCUAUCUUUAAUCAUUACGAUAUUUUGAAACUUUGUUACGACCCACUAUCUGUUUUGAAUAAAUAAUUCACACAUACGAUAUUAGAAAAUCACUGAACCACAGAUUUGCACGUGCAACAUUAGUUAUUGUGCACACAGUCUCAGUGUCAAUUGUUUGUUUCAUCAAAAAACGUUUAACUUGUACUGUGUUGAUUUGUAAGGCAGAUGAAAUAUUUUAAUUUUCGCUCAUGUUCUUUGGGACAGUUCUUGUUUUUUCCACAAAUCUAUUUCACAUGUUUUGUUUAGUUAAUAAAAAAGGGUCGUUGGAAUAUCCACACGUGUAUAACAAUAAAAAGAGAUCAAUCAGGGAUUGGAUUUUCUUCUGCAAUUUAGAGUGUGAAAUAUGCAGGCUACCAUUGUAAAUUUGAACAAAUGAUCCGCUUAACUAAUGCACUUACAGACCAGCUACAUAUUUCACAUACGCACAUAUCUAGUAAAAUGAUAUAUGUUUAUAAAAUGUUUUCAAGAAAGAAUAAGGUUUUCAUUCACUGUUUUUGUUGUUGUUGUUUUGUUUGUUUGUUUGUUUGUUUUUGUUUGUGUUUUUUUUUUUGCUUCAACUUCACACAAUAAAAAAAAUACGGGGGAGGAUAUACACCUCCUAUGCGUUUUCUGAAAAAUGCCCCCGCUACACGCCUGAAGAUGUUCAAUGUAUGAGGGCUAUAUAUAGAAUUAAUUUCGAAUCAUUUACAAUAUUUAAGCGAAAAUCAAGAGUAAGGACGUAUUAUACUUCCGCGAAAUAUGAUCUGUAUCCGCAACAGAUUUUUCGUGACAUACAGUUAAACCUCCGAAGCUGGUAAUCUUUAAGAUUACUUAGAACUUAUAUAAGAAUAAUUUCAAGGAGUUUUGUUAAUUUUACAGAAUUUUUCAAGGAAAUAUUUGAUGUUAUUCUUUAACAACCCGUCAAGAAAUAAUUUUUAAACAUUUUCGUGUCCAAAUGGCUAAAAUUUAUAAUGAAAACCCGUUUUAGACGAUAAAUUCAAAACUUGGAACUACCCUCCGAGUUAUUUAAGUGAUGUAGAUCAUAAAUGUCACGCUUUGUUACAGAAAAGCUGGAUGAGACAGUAGUUUCACAAUUCAAUUGUUACAUUCACACUUCCGUUGUACUGGUUUAUUACAAGUGGUGUUGUGUUUUUGUAGUCAUGCUAAGAGGAUACGGACUGUAUAUUCUGAGAUUACGACUAAGGUCUAUGAAGUUGGGGAUUCUGUGCCUAGUUACUACAGCUUCAGUUUUAACUCUAACAGUAUGGAUUAGAAAAGAUGUGCGGACAAACGGUCGAAGCAUGAAACACUCUGUUGGAUGGUCCAACUUUACGGGUGUCAUUUUAUUGACAUAUAUGAGAAGUGGCUCGUCUUUAACUGGAGACAUUCUGCAGCAGAACAGCAAUGUAUUCUAUGUGUUUGAACCUCUCAGAAUACUUCGAGAUCUCAUCAAACACAAGAAACAGAUACAAUGGCUGAACGGAACUGUCAGCGCUAUAGCAACGCUGAAUACUACAGAUGUAAAGCGACAAGCUCUUAUUGGAUGGUUAACCUGCAAUUUCUCACUGGUAUACGCACAAUCGUUUGAAGAUUCAAAUUUUCUCUAUUUCGGAAAGCAGACUGCGUCCUAUAAUGAAUGUAUCUAUAAGAACUACAACAUUACAAUAACAGAUCACAGUCAAAAUGUAACCAGAAUUUAUGUACGAACUCCCGCCUUUCGUCGAGGUUUGGAGGAUAAGUGUUUGAAGAGACUUCAAAACGCAUGCCUAUCCUCCAAAGUCCGAAUUAUCAAAACAAUUCGCACAUCGAUGCUAACUGCAGAGGCGAUUUUAACAGAGUUAAAGGAGUGUAAAGUGAUUCAUGUGAUAAGGGAUCCUAGAGCUACGGUGUUAUCUCAAAUACGUAACGAUGGUUGUAAUGAAAAAAGAAAUUCUACGCUAGACUGUGCUAAGCGACAUUGUGAAAAUGUUUGGAAUGACACUCUUGUCAAAGAAAAAAUGUUAAAACGAUUCCCUUACCGUAUUUUAACCAUAUUGUAUGAGAAUGUUGUCUCUAAACCUAGUUUAAUGGCAGAAUUAAUGUAUAAAUUUGUUGGAAUGCAAUUUUCUGAAGUUAUUAGUAAAUACGUUAAUAGAAUAGUAUUAGAAGGUAAUGUGACUGGGUGCAACGUAUGUGAACGAUCGUGGCAGGUUGGGAAGCAUUCUAACACGUCUACAUACCGUAAAUUGUUGUUGGAAAGAAUGAAACGGAUUGACAUAUUAUAUAUAAACAGUGUUUGUAAAGAAGUAUUGAAUCAUUAUAAAUACAAAUUUGACAUAAGAUAGUCAAAGAAUGUAGUUCAUUAAAAAGAAAUGAUGAAAUAUAUUGAAUAUAUUCUUGAAAUACCAGUUGCCUUAUAUAUUCACCAUAUUCUUGAACUCUAUGUUGUUAUUAUACUGGUCCUUUGGAACAUGGAUACAGUUUAUCAUUUCUGUUUAAUUGAAUUUAGCUUUUGAAAUCCGGUGUAGGGGGGCGAAGGCUAUUGCUUAUAUCAUUGAUUCUAAUGAACAGACUCAUAUAGUUUGGUUGACCUGUAUUUUUGGCGGGAUAUAACUGAAAUUCACAGAGACACCACAUCUUCUAAAAUAUUGGACAAAUGUUUAAGUAUCUAAUAUAGUUGUGAAAUGACAUGUAUAAGUACACGCAUUAACCAUUUACACUAUAUUUGAAGCUAAUAAGUUUAAAAGAAAUAAUUACAUGAUUGUCAUUUGUUUUCACUACAAAAAAUAUAUACAGGAACUGA
Molecule: messenger RNA, 3926 nt
Organism: Mercenaria mercenaria
Lineage: Eukaryota; Metazoa; Mollusca; Bivalvia; Venerida; Veneridae
Exons: 5
Coding region: 2191-3468 (425 amino acids)
Biological process (GO): N-acetylglucosamine metabolic process; sulfur compound metabolic process
Molecular function (GO): N-acetylglucosamine 6-O-sulfotransferase activity
Source: RefSeq, a predicted model, not a curated record